GUAAUAGAAAUGUUGGUUAAAACAUUACAUUUCUUUUGACAAGGAAAAGUAACACAUCACAAAAUGUCUCGCUUCGCCAUCUUCGCCCUCUUUGCCCAGGCUUGUCUGAUACAGGCGGUUUUCAGCCAACAGUGUGGUUGUAGUCAAAUCUCUUAUGGAUCGCCCGGCCUCAUCGAGCUCGGCGGCAUCGAGAAAAUAAGCCUAAGCGCACCCAGUGCCAGCAUCAGCUACAGUGCACCUAGCAUCAGUGUGAGCUCACCCGGCUACGCAUCCGCGUCGUACGGCGGCGCGGGCACCGGCCAGGUCGGCGUGUCCGGCGACAUCGGCGCGAGCGGCCAGACCGUCGUCGUCGGCUCCGUGCCCGUGCUCGGCUCCGUCGACUUCGGUGGCAAGGUGGCUGCGUCCGGCUCCGUGUCCAUCUCCGGACAGUGCGGAUGCGGGUGCAAAGCUCCAGAGCUGGAACCGCUGCUGGAGCCACCGAUCUGCUGCGUGAUGGCGACGCUGUCCCCGCAGCCAUACGAUACCGGCGCCGUACCGCUGGUGUCGAACUGGCCCUCGAACGCCACCGCGCUCAGGUACGGCAGCGUACCGGACAGGUCCAAGUUCCCGGACAGGCCCAGGUCCGUGGCGACGGCGAUGCCGGACGGCGCGAUGGGACCGAGGCUAGUCACGGACAGGGUCCUCGUCUUCUGUGUUCAAGCUCUCCUGAUUCAGGCCGUUCUGAGCCAGACAUGCGGUUGUAACCAGUACUCAUACUCGUCCGGCCUGAGCUCACAGAGCUGCGGCUCGUACGGCGGCACCGGCACCGGACAGGUGGGCGUGUCCGGCAACAUCGACGCGUGCGGCCAGACCUGCGUCACCGGCUCCGUGCCCGUGCUCGGCUCCGUGGACUUCGGUGGAUGCGUGCCCGCCUGCGGCUCCGUGUCCAUCUGCGGUCAGUGCGGAUGCGGAUGCAAUUAAUUUGAUUGUUGAAUAAUAAGAAUAUGCAUUAAAAUACGUUUUAUUGAA
This is a messenger RNA of Cydia splendana, 1008 nucleotides long. RefSeq lists its product as uncharacterized. The record is from RefSeq and is a predicted model, not a curated record. Lineage: Eukaryota; Metazoa; Arthropoda; Insecta; Lepidoptera; Tortricidae. The transcript is spliced from 5 exons. The coding region runs from base 64 to 960 and encodes 298 amino acids.